ACGAUCUUGGGUUUGAGGUUUGCUUGAGAGGUUGGUACGGACUGCGGAGGAGGAUAAUGAAAGGUUCUUGCUGAAGCUCAGGAAUCGAAUGGAGCGGGUUGGGAUUGAUAAUCCGACGAUUGAGGUCCGAUUCGAGCAUUUGAACAUUGAUGCAGAGGCAUUUGUGGGGAAUCGAGGGAUUCCGACUUUUACCAACUUUUUUGUGAACAAGUUGACUGGUUUUUUGAGUUCUCUGAAAAUCUUGCCAAGUGGGAAGAGGCCGAUCUCGAUCCUUCAUAAUGUCAGUGGAAUUGUGAAGCCCUGUAGAAUGACUCUGCUUCUUGGGCCUCCAGGAUCUGGGAAGACUACUUUGUUGUUGGCUUUGGCAGGAAAGCUCGAUUCAGCGCUGAAGGUUGAAGGAAGAGUGACUUACAAUGGACACGAUAUGCAUGAGUUUGUCCCUCAGAGGACCUCUGCUUAUAUCGGUCAGAAUGAUUUGCAUAUUGGAGAGAUGACGGUGAGAGAAACUUUGGCUUACUCUGCGAGAUUCCAAGGAGUUGGUACUCGAUAUGAAAUGUUGACUGAGUUGUCAAGAAGGGAGAAAGAAGCAAACAUUAAGCCUGAUCCUGAUAUCGAUGUGUACAUGAAGGCUAUUUCUGUGGAAGGACAGGAGACUGUAGUUUCUGAUUACAUCCUGAAGAUUUUAGGACUUGACAUUUGUGCCGAUACUAUGGUGGGAGAUGCAAUGAUUAGAGGUAUCUCUGGAGGUCAAAAGAAGCGUGUUACAACAGGUGAAAUGCUAGUUGGACCGGCUAAGGCACUAUUCAUGGAUGAGAUAUCUACGGGACUUGAUAGCUCUACAACUUAUCAGAUUGUCAAUUCUCUUAGACAAUCAGUUCACAUCCUUGGAGGGACUGCAGUAAUUGCAUUGCUUCAGCCGGCUCCAGAAACGUACGAUCUCUUUGAUGAUAUAAUUCUUCUCUCAGAUGGACAAAUUGUGUAUCAGGGUCCUCGUGAGAAUGUCCUUGAGUUCUUUGAGUCAAUGGGUUUUAAAUGCCCCGAGAGAAAAGGUGUUGCUGACUUCUUGCAGGAAGUUACAUCAAGAAAGGAUCAACAUCAGUACUGGGCUCGAAGAAAUGAGCCCUACAUGUAUGUUUCAGUCAAUGAGUUUGCUGAAGCUUUUCAGUCCUUCCAUGUCGGCCGCAAGCUAGGUGAGGAUCUUAGCACACCAUUCGACAGAAGCAAGAAUCACCCUGCUGCUUUGACCACAACGAAGUAUGGAAUCAGCAAAAUGGAGUUACUAAAGGCAUGCACUUCCAGAGAAUGGCUGUUGAUGAAGAGAAAUUCCUUUGUCUACAUCUUCAAAGUUGUUCAAAUUAUAAUUCUUGGACUCAUUGCAAUGACUGUCUUCCUACGUACAAAAAUGCCUCGUGAAGGAAUUGAGGAUGGAGUUGUCUUUUUAGGUGCUAUGUUUCUUGGGCUCGUAACUCAUCUAUUCAAUGGAUUUGCUGAAAUGGCAAUGAGUAUUGCAAAGCUUCCUAUAUUCUACAAGCAGAGGGACCUCCUAUUCUAUCCUUCAUGGGCUUAUGCUCUUCCUACAUGGAUCCUCAAGAUUCCCAUAUCUUUUCUAGAGUGUGCUGUCUGGAUUGCCUUGACUUACUAUACAAUCGGAUUUGAUCCAAACAUCCAAAGGUUCUUUAGACACUAUGUUCUGCUAGUAUUGGUUAGUCAGAUGGCAUCCGGCCUCUUCCGGCUCCUUGCUGCGCUUGGCAGAGAGAUGGUUGUUGCAGACACUUUUGGCUCCUUUGCACAAAUAGUACUCUUAAUUCUUGGUGGAUUCGUUAUAUCUCGAGAGAACAUCAAGAAAUGGUGGAUAUGGGGUUACUGGUGCUCUCCCCUCACGUAUGCACAUAAUGCAGUUGCAGUGAAUGAGUUCCUUGGACAUAGCUGGCACAAGAUUGUUAAUCCUGCUACGAAUGAAACAUUAGGGGUUGAAUUUCUUAAAAAACGCGGUAUCUUUGUCGAUCCUAACUGGUAUUGGAUUGGUGUGGGAGCACUCAUUGGAUAUAUUUUCCUCUUCAAUCUUCUCUUUGUUCUGUUCCUGGAUUGGCUAGACCCACUUGGAAAUGGUCAGGCAGUUGUAACUGAGGAGGAAUUAAGGGAGAAACAUGCCAACAGAACUGGAGAAAGUGUAGAACUUCUGCCUCCGGGAACAGACUCUGCAAGAAAUCCAGGAAGAGGUACUGAUGAAAUUAGGAAUGACACUGGAGCAAACAAAAAAAGAGGAAUGGUACUUCCAUUUCUUCCUCUUUCAAUCACCUUCGACAACAUCAAAUAUUCUGUGGACAUGCCCCAGGAAAUGAAAGAGCAAGGAGUUACGGAGGACCGGCUGGUCCUAUUGAAAGGAGUUAGUGGAGCUUUUAGGCCAGGUGUUCUCACAGCAUUGAUGGGGGUCAGUGGAGCCGGAAAAACAACUCUGAUGGAUGUUUUGGCCGGAAGGAAGACUGGCGGUUAUAUUGAUGGAGAUAUUUGCAUUUCUGGUUAUCCCAAGAAACAAGAAACAUUUGCUCGCAUAUCUGGUUAUUGUGAACAAAAUGACAUCCACUCGCCACAUAUCACAGUCUAUGAAUCUCUUGUCUACUCUGCAUGGCUUCGUUUACCAAGUGAAGUUGAUGCCAAUGCACGAAAAGCAUUUGUUGAAGAGGUCAUGGAGUUAGUAGAAUUGAGCUCGUUGAGGGGUGCACUUGUGGGCUUACCAGGCGUGAAUGGUCUUUCAACUGAGCAAAGGAAAAGGCUGACAAUUGCAGUUGAGCUUGUUGCAAACCCUUCAAUCAUAUUUAUGGAUGAGCCAACCUCUGGACUGGAUGCAAGGGCAGCUGCAAUUGUCAUGAGGGCGGUUAGGAACACUGUGGACACUGGAAGGACUGUUGUUUGCACAAUUCACCAGCCUAGCAUUGACAUCUUUGAAGCCUUUGAUGAGCUCUUUCUUAUGAAAAGAGGAGGAGAAGAGAUCUACGUCGGUCCAUUGGGUCGCAAUUCGUGUCACCUGAUCAAGUACUUUGAGGAUAUUGAAGGAGUAAGAAAAAUCAAAGAUGGAUAUAACCCAGCUACAUGGAUGUUGGAGGUGACUUCACAAGCACAAGAAGAACUUAUUGGUGUCAACUUUACCGAGUUAUAUAGAAACUCUGACCUCUACAGGAGAAACAAAGCUUUAAUCUCCGAACUGAGUUCUCCUCCCCCAGGAUCAAAAGAUCUCUACUUCCCAACAAAGUACUCCCAGUCUUUCUUCACACAAUGUGCAGCAUGCCUUUGGAAGCAGCAUAAAUCAUACUGGCGCAAUCCAUCAUACACUGCUACCCGAAUUUUCUUCACAACUGUCAUUGCUUUCAUUUUCGGGACUAUUUUCUGGAAACUAGGGAAAAAAGUGAAGACACAGCAAGAUCUCUUCAAUUCUCUCGGGUCUAUGUAUGCUGCAGUUCUCUUCAUUGGAAUCCAGAACGGCCAAACUGUGCAGCCCAUUGUAGACGUAGAAAGAACUGUUUUCUACAGAGAGAAGGCUGCUGGAAUGUAUUCUGCUCUUCCGUAUGCAUAUGCACAGGUUUUCAUUGAGAUCCCACACAUUUUCCUUCAAGCUCUCAUCUACGGAGUGGUCGUCUACAGCUGCAUCUCAUUCGAAUGGACUGCAGUGAAAUUCUUGUGGUAUUUGUUCUUCAUGUACUUCACCUUCAUGUACUUCACCUUCUAUGGGAUGAUGGCAGUUGCUAUGACACCCAACAGCGACAUUGCUGCCAUAGUCUCGACUGCUUUCUACUUUGUAUGGAAUGUCUUUGCAGGAUAUCUGAUCCCUCGACCUAGGAUCCCAGUGUGGUGGAGAUGGUACUCAUGGGCAUGCCCGGUUGCAUGGACACUGUAUGGAUUGGUGGCAUCACAGUUUGGAGAUUAUGACACUCCACUCACUGAUGCUGACGGGGCAACAGUGAAGGAAUUCUUGAAGAGUUACUUCGGGUUUAAACAUGAUUUCCUGGGAUAUAUUGCAAUUGCAGUAAUGGGGUUCACUGUGCUCUUCGCCGUUGUCUUUGCCUUCUCAAUCAAGGUAUUCAACUUCCAGCGGAGAUGAGCAGUGUAUGUUAAAGAUAUCCAUGGUGAAUGUUUUUAUUUGUUACUGAAAGUGACGUACAGAUGAGCAUGUAUAGUUCUUGUAUGAUCUCGUUGUAUCUUAAUUUUGCCCUUUUUAGUUUGGCCGAGUUGUGAGUUGUUGUUAGGAUAUUUGGUUACUGAAACGGACAGAAUGUGUCUAUUAGAAAAAAGUUGUAUGUAAAUUUUGUUACCAGUUUACAAAUAAACUUCAUUUUUAUGCCAUGUAUAUUCAAAUUCUCA
Messenger RNA from Asparagus officinalis (garden asparagus), 4356 nucleotides. Its product is annotated as ABC transporter G family member 39. The transcript has 22 exons. Gene Ontology annotation, cellular component: membrane. Lineage: Eukaryota; Viridiplantae; Streptophyta; Magnoliopsida; Asparagales; Asparagaceae. Bases 89 to 4096 code for a protein of 1335 amino acids. Gene Ontology annotation, molecular function: ABC-type transporter activity; ATP hydrolysis activity; ATP binding. The record is from RefSeq and is a predicted model, not a curated record.